AUGAAGGGUUUCUACGUGCUGUGUUUUGCACUGUUCGCUGCUGUCUACUGUAAAGAGACAUACAGCUCGGAAAAUGACGAUCUGGAUAUUGAAGCUUUGGUGGGAAAUAUUGAUUCUCUGAAGGCCUUUAUUGGAUGCUUCUUAGAAACAUCCCCUUGCGACGCUGUUUCCGGGGAUUUCAAAAAGGACAUUCCUGAAGCUGUGGCAGAAGCAUGUGGCAAAUGUACUCCAGCCCAGAAACAUCUAUUCAAACGUUUCCUUGAAGUCGUCAAGGACAAGCUACCUCAAGAAUACGAAGCCUUCAAAACUAAAUACGAUCCCCAAGGAAAGCAUUUCGAUGCUCUGUUAUCCGCCGUCGCUAAUUCUUAA
Molecule: messenger RNA, 369 nt
Organism: Bombyx mori (domestic silkworm)
Lineage: Eukaryota; Metazoa; Arthropoda; Insecta; Lepidoptera; Bombycidae
Gene: CSP7
Product: chemosensory protein 7
Exons: 2
Coding region: 1-369 (122 amino acids)
Source: RefSeq, marked provisional